AUGGCCACGGCUAUGGCCGUCCCUCCAUUGGCCCCACGGCCUAUAGCUGUCUGGUCGCCUCCCAAGCAUCAUCAUCACAUGGACGGCAAGGAGAACCGGCCUUCUCUCAAGCACAUUCAACAAACAACACCUCCAGCACGCUCCCGGAGAGAACGACCCUGUGACGGCUGCCGACGACGCAAAAGCAAAUGUGUUCUCCAGGAGAACCGUCGUUGCGUUUUAUGCGAGUUCCACAAGCAGGACUGCACGUUUGUGGAGAACGCACAGCCCAGGAAGCGCAAGACAGAGGAUGCUCCCAGACCUGAUAGUCCUUCCAAGAAGAGCCCUGCUUCUAUCCAACGUUCCACGCCCACCACCACUGCUCCAUCCCGCCCCGCGACAGCGCCCGCUCCGCUGCCUGCGCCACUCCAGCCCUCGAUGAGGAAACAUUUCGCAGUCGAUGAGACGCUGAGCCUUCAGCGCCAUCGUCAUUGCAAGUAUCUUGGCCAGACGACAGCCUUGGACGCCUCCCUCAUCGGCCUCGGGACGUUCAACGAGAAGAACGAGACAGAGUCGCAGGUUGGUACCCUGCGACAAGUCACCAGCAGCGAAUACUUCAGCACUCAUGCCGAUGCUGAUGUGCAACUACCGGACGAUGAGGCUCGAGCCCUAGCAGAUAUCGAAGACAUUGUCGGAUCUCAUGGUCCUGCUCUCAUCGACAUAUACUUCCGCAAUGUGCAUCCAAGCUAUCCCAUAAUACAGAAGCCAGCGUUCCUCGAUCGGCAUCAACAUGGCGACAGGCAAUUUAAUCCUCCACUCCUUGCAGCGAUGUACCUGUUGGCAUUGGCAUGGUGGGACCGAGAUCCAGCAUUCCGAUUACAUCCCAAGCCUGACACCUCCAAGUUGGAGUAUGUUGCAAUCACGAGCCUCACGAUAGCAAUGCAACGUCCCAAGAUCUCGGCAGUGCAAGCUGGUCUACUGUUGCUGCAACGUGCCAAGUCCAGCACAUGGACAUUGACUGUCCAGCUUGUAGCACUCGGUCAAGAUAUAGGAUUGCACCUCGACUGCUCCGACUGGUCCAUACCAAGAUGGGAACGACUACUUCGCAAGCGACUCGCAUGGGCAUUAUACAUGCAAGACAAAUGGAGUGCGGUCAUGCACGGGAGACCUUCCCACAUCAACGAGGCCGACUGGAACGUGUCUAUUCCCACCGAGGAAGAUUUCGACGAAACCAUCCAGCCCCUGCCCACGCCCAGCGAAGACGUCGACGAGCAACAAGCACGAGGCCGAAUGGUUUUCAUGCAAAUGAUCUCCCUCACCAGCAUCAUGGCCGAAGUCUGCGAAGCAUUCUACAGCGAGACUGCAAAAGCCGAGUACGCCCGCGCAGGCCGCUACGCGACGCAACUAGUGCUCACUCGCGCCAAGCCAGUGCAGCUGAAGCUGAGGAACUGGCACGCGAGCCUUCCAGCGAAUUGUAAGAUGGACAGCUUCACAUCUGGACAGCUCUCAUCGCAAGGAUACCUUCACCUGGCAUACUUCGCUACGGAGAUCAGCAUACACCGAAGAAUCGUCCAGUCUCUUGACCCGGCGAGCUCUGAACCGUACGCGCUCUACGUGUGUCGCUCAGCAGCGAAGACGCGAUUGAUAAGCGCGCUGGACUUUGUCAACCGUCUCAAGCCAGAACACCUCGAUGCGUUCUGGUUCUUCUCCUCGGCAUCCAACUUCGCUCUGAUCGGAACCUUUGGCGCAUUACUCAUGGCGACAAGUCCUGGCCGGGAGGAAGCACAUUUUUACGCUUGUCGUCUGAACGAGUUCAAGUGGACUCUGACGGUGAGCAGCAAGAAGGCGGUUUGGAUACAGGGCGCGUUGGAGAAGUUGGAUGCCACCAGUCAGAUGUUGAGAGGCCUCCCUGAGAAGCCGAGUGUGCAGCCGACGAGUGAGCUGAACAUUUCGAGUUAUCAUCAUACUGUGAAUGGGGAUGUUGUGGAGAUUGAUCGGUGGAGUACGGAGCCUACUGUGGCAUAG
Molecule: messenger RNA, 2004 nt
Organism: Fulvia fulva
Lineage: Eukaryota; Fungi; Ascomycota; Dothideomycetes; Mycosphaerellales; Mycosphaerellaceae
Product: Transcriptional activator protein DAL81
Exons: 1
Coding region: 1-2004 (667 amino acids)
Biological process (GO): DNA-templated transcription
Cellular component (GO): nucleus
Molecular function (GO): zinc ion binding; DNA-binding transcription factor activity, RNA polymerase II-specific; DNA binding
Source: RefSeq, a predicted model, not a curated record